AUCUGGAUGAUCUUCAGAUAUUUGUGAUGGGGAGAGGGAGAAUGAUAGAGAGGCUGUUUAUCUUCUUGCUGUUUACGUUUCUGGCGGUGGAGCAAUCGACGCAGCUGCGGUUGAAGCAUCCUUUACAUGGAGUGAUGGAUAGAGUGAACCAAGAUGGUGGACCCUAUUUGGGUCUCUUAAUGACUUUCCCUGAUGAAGAAGACGCCCUUCUCUCCUCUGGCCACUUCAUCCCCAACUCCGACGUCCCUUGGGUUGACUUCUCCGGGAGGAGAUUCAAUGUUGGGAGCAUUCACGGCAUAGAUGUGAUUUACGUAAUGUCUGGGGAGCAAAGGUUGAAUGCAGGUGUUACGGUGCAAAUACUUGUCGACGUUUUUGAGAUUAGAGGAAUUGUACAUUACAGGAUUGCCGGAAGUGCCAAUGAUUCGCUAUCGUUUGGCGAUGUGGGCGUUCUUAAAUACGUAGCCUAUACUACUAGUUCUUGGAAAUGGAUGGAAUUUAUGUCUGAAAAAGGGGAGUCACCGGAAUUGAGGUUUGGAGCCUACAAUUUUCCAGCGAAGGGAAAGAAUCUAUUGGCGAAGGUGGAGUUCCAGAAGGAACAAUUCUACUCUGUUGGGCAUCCAAUGGAAGAGGUUUUCUGGCUUGAGAUUGACCCAACAUGGUUCAACAUUGCGGGAAUGCUUCAGGAGAUGGAGUUGCAAGGAUGUGUGAAUGAAACAUACUGCCUGCCACAUACUCCCUUGAGAGGUUCAACCGCUGACAUAUUCCUUGACAAUGCUGCAUACCGUGAGUUUCUUUUCCACGAAUUUGGGAUUUCAACUGUUGACGAAGAGAGUGACGCUGUUGUUAAGACAGCAAUGUCAGCUGGAGUGCCGUGUAUUGUGUUCAGAGGGGUAUCAGAUUUAUCAGGAGGAGGAGGCAAUUUGUCGUCCACAAGCUUCAUUUCUUUAGCGGCUUUUAAUGCGUUCAAUGUUGCAGUGGAGUUCAUCAGAUUGAUUGCCCUUGAUAAAAGCUUAGAGUUCAAUUAA
Messenger RNA from Telopea speciosissima, 1025 nucleotides. Its product is annotated as bark storage protein A-like. The record is from RefSeq and is a predicted model, not a curated record. NCBI's taxonomy places the organism in Eukaryota, Viridiplantae, Streptophyta, Magnoliopsida, Proteales, Proteaceae. Gene Ontology annotation, molecular function: catalytic activity. Gene Ontology annotation, biological process: nucleoside metabolic process.